This is a messenger RNA of Hyla sarda, 2388 nucleotides long. It is a transcript of the gene SESN1, whose product is annotated as sestrin 1. Gene Ontology annotation, cellular component: nucleus. The transcript is spliced from 11 exons. Gene Ontology annotation, molecular function: oxidoreductase activity, acting on peroxide as acceptor; L-leucine binding. Gene Ontology annotation, biological process: cellular response to leucine starvation; regulation of response to reactive oxygen species; cellular response to L-leucine. Bases 167 to 1441 code for a protein of 424 amino acids. The record is from RefSeq and is a predicted model, not a curated record. NCBI's taxonomy places the organism in Eukaryota, Metazoa, Chordata, Amphibia, Anura, Hylidae.
GGGCGGCCCGUGCCGGUACCGGAGAUCAUCUGCAGUCGCUUGCAGCGGAGUGUGCAACAACAAAGUCAAGGAAUUGGGAAUUAGAGUUCCUCGCUCCCUAGGUCAAGGACCUAGCAGAUUCAUCCCAGAAGAAGAGAUCCUACAAGUUGGAACAGAGGGUGUAAAUAUGCACACAGUGUUUGCUGAUGCUCUUGCCGAUAUGGGUCGGCUGGAUAAUAUUACCCUGGUGAUGGUUUUUCACCCGCAGUAUUUGGAAGGCUUCCUGAAAACACAGCAUUACCUGCUGCAGAUGGAUGGCCCCUUACCUGCCUGUUAUCAGCACUAUAUAGGGAUUAUGGCUGCAGCCAGGCAUCAGUGCUCCUAUCUUGUGAACCUGCAUGUCAAUGACUUUAUUCAGAGUGGAGGGGACCAGAAGUGGUUAAAUGGGCUGGAAAAUGCUCCACUGAAGCUCCGUAAUCUAGGAGAGCUGAACAAGUUGCUGGCACACAGACCUUGGCUGAUCACAAAAGAACACAUUGAGCAAUUGCUUAAAACUGGAGAACACAGUUGGUCUUUGGCAGAGCUGAUCCAUGCAGUUGUUCUUCUUGCUCACUAUCACUCAUUGGCCUCUUUUACAUUCGGCUGUGGGAUAAGUCCUGAAAUCCACAGUGAUGGGGGCCACACUCUUCGGCCCCCAUCUGUCAAUAACUACUGCAUUUGUGACAUAACAAAUGGAAACCAUGGAGGGGAUGAAAGCCGCCAGACAGCAGGAAACCUGAGUUUAGAUUCUUCUUGUGAAGUUGAAGUUCUUAUGGAGAAAAUGAAACAGCUUCAAGAAUGUAGAGAUGAAGAAGAAGCUAGUCAGGAGGAAAUGGCUACUCGUUUUGAAAGGGAGAAGAUUGAAAGCAUGCUAGCUUUUGCUACAGAAGAUGAAGACCCUCCUCCAGCCCGAAAUGUCUCGAAACAUUUUGAAGACACAAGUUAUGGCUACAAAGACUUCUCUCGACGCGGAAUGCAUGUUCCAACUUUCCGAGUACAGGAUUUCAGCUGGGAAGACCAUGGCUACUCCUUAGUAAAUCGUCUUUAUCCAGACGUUGGGCAGCUACUAGAUGAAAAGUUUCACAUUGCAUAUAACCUUACUUAUAACACUAUGGCAAUGCACAGUCAUGUAGAUACCUCAACUCUGCGAAGGGCCAUAUGGAACUAUGUUCAUUGUAUGUUUGGAAUAAGGUAUGACGAUUAUGACUAUGGAGAAAUAAAUCAGCUACUGGACCGUAGCUUUAAAGUUUACAUAAAAAAUGUGGUGUGCAGUCCAGAAAAGACAACCAAAAGAAUGUAUGACAGCUUCUGGAGGCAGUUCAGGCAUUCUGAGAAGGUUCAUGUUAAUUUGCUUCUUAUGGAAGCGAGGAUGCAAGCUGAACUCCUUUAUGCUCUGAGAGCAAUCACUAGGUAUAUGACCUGAAUGCGCAGUCUUCAAUGACAUCCUACAAUGAAUGUAUCACGGGGAUCUCUGCUCUCUGGACUUGCCUUUUUGGUAUCUACGUUUUUUCAGAAGUCCAUUGUGCCAUAAUUCCUAUCAUAUCAGCUGGUUGGUUUUUACUAGGCUGACAGUUGAAUGUUGGCAAAGCCUUGCAAUCCUGCAACUCAUGAACACAUACAAGUCUGGUCUUUGGGAUCCAGUUGUGUGUUCUUGCAGUGAUGGACUCUUUGGAAGUAUUGAGGAUGGACUGGGAAACGUGUGCUCUGUAUUUCCACUGGGGCUAUAGUGGUGCUGCUGUCCUGUUGACAAGAUGUGGAUGUUCCCAUUAAGCUAAAUAAGCAAGCAUAUAUGGAUACUGCUACAACCUGAGCCUUGUUAUAACAUCAUACAGAAAGUGUGCAUUCCCAUACACUUGUGCAUGUUAAUUUUUUUUGCCAUAUACAGCAACUUUGAAAUCUCCAACCCCACUUUGCAGAAUUACAGCUAGACCAUUGGCUGUGUAUAGUGCUGUACAAUAAGCUGUGAGAUAUAAGAUUUGAACGGUCUUCCUUACAAUGUGUGUGUAUAUACAUAGUAUUCACUCUUUAGAAGGUCUGCUCGAUAUUCUUUGACUACAGGGAAUGUGGAAUACCUCUUGGUUGUGGGGUGCACACUUUGGGAUCUCACUCUGCUGUAGUCUGUGGCAGCAGUCAGGGUAGAAGGAUGCAGUUAGGCUAUCUGAACUGGUAACGUACUAGUCAUUUGCUUCUGCUGACAACCACCCGCGGUUUACAGUUUCAAACUUGAUUAAGAUGUGAAUGUUAAACGAAAACCUAGCUGGGUUUGGAAAAGAAAUGUAUGAAAGGGUUUGUAUUAUGGAAGUUAUAAACAGGUAAAUAUCUUUUGAAGCUUUUUCAGUAUUGAUAUUUUCUAAAUAAAGAUAAAUAAAU